This is a messenger RNA of Monascus purpureus, 975 nucleotides long. The record is from the annotation of a GenBank genome assembly. Lineage: Eukaryota; Fungi; Ascomycota; Eurotiomycetes; Eurotiales; Aspergillaceae.
AUGAGUACCAGUCAGACCGCGUGGAUGGUCAUAUAUGCCAUGACCAGCACCAUCAGCAAUGGCGCGGCCUACAUCGAAUCAUUCUCCGACAUGGCACGAUGGUCCAAAACACCGCACGGCUACAUGCUCCCUACCUUUGCUGUGCAGACAGUGUUCAAUCCACUCUCCGCCGUAUUUGGAAUUCUCGGGACGUCGGCCCUCCAGGUCAAAACGGGUCAAAUAAUCUGGAAGCCGUGGGAUAUCAUGUCCUACAUCCUAGAACAGGACUUCUCAUCCGGCACAAGAUUCGGGAUCUUCUUGCUGGCACUUUUGUGGAUCGGAACCACCGUCUGCCAGAACUUCUCAUCGAAUCUGAUCCCCUUUGGAUCCGACGUCUCCAUGCUGUGGCCCCGACAUAUCACCAUGACCCGAGGAUUCAUCGUCGUCCACCUCCUCGCCUGGUGCAUCUGUCCGUGGAAGAUCUACGCCUCCGCCACGACCUUCCUCGACUUCAUGGGAGCGUACGGAAUCUUCAUGGGACCAGCUGUGUCGAUCAUGAUCUGCGAGUACUUCCUCGUGUGCCGCGGUAACAUCUUUAUCCCAUCAAUCUACAUCGGCAACUCGAGCAACCCCAACUACUGGUACACCCGGGGAUGGAACAUCCAGGCGUAUGUCGCAUACAUUGUCUCGGUCGGACUCUGCUUCGUCGGUUUCGUGAACAGAGUCGGAGCAGAUGUACCCGACGCAGGAGUCAAACUAGGAUAUCUCGGCUGGUUCCUGACAUUCCCCACCGGGUUCAUUGUUUACUAUUUUGUCACUCUCGUCUGGCCGCAUCAGAAUGCCAAGAAUGUGAAGGGGCUGCGCUUUGAGCAGAACGCCAUUGAAGCUGAUGCACUCGAUGGAGUUGGGAUGGGGUCGGAAGAAGAUGGCUCGGGUGGUGGGUUCAACACCAAGGACCAGAUUGUCGUCAAGUCAGGGAUUCAGGUUGAAGAAUGA